Messenger RNA from Porites lobata, 630 nucleotides. NCBI's taxonomy places the organism in Eukaryota, Metazoa, Cnidaria, Anthozoa, Scleractinia, Poritidae. The record is from the annotation of a GenBank genome assembly.
AUGCUCAACAACGAUCGCUUGAGCGAUGUCAAGUUUGUUGUUGCAAACAGCAAUGGCGAAAGCGAAAGUAAGCAAGUGAUUGCAGCUCACAAAUUCAUACUGGCGAUUGGCAGUCCUGUGUUUGAAGCCAUGUUUUACGGUGAACUGCUGGAGUCUAGAGACACUAUUGAACUGCCUGACUGUGAUUACGAGAGUCUGUUGGAGUUGUUUCGUUACCUGUACAGUGAUGAAGUGAAUUUAAGCGGAAGUAAUGUGAUGGGAGUGUUAUACUUGGCCAAGAAAUACAUUGUGCCUUCACUCACUGAUAAAUGCGUGGAAUAUCUGAAAGGAAAGUUAGAUCCUUCCAAUGUGUUCAGCGUUCUGCCAUCUUCAUUGAAAUAUGAAGAAAAAGCCCUUGAAGAUCGAUGCUGGAAAGUGAUUGAGAAUCAGACCGAAGCGUUUGUGAAAUCGGAAGGAUUUGAGACAAUUGAGAGGUCUUUACUUGAAGCAAUAGUCGCAAGAGACACUCUGACGAUUGAGGAGGUAGCCUUGUUUAAAGCUCUAGAUGGCUGGGCAACACGACAGUGUGAAAAGCAAGGUUUGGCAGCAGAAGGUCAAAUAAAAGAAGAAUCCUGGGCGACGAAGUCAUAA